UACUUGGAUUGUUGGACUGCUAGCAGGCAGGCUAGCUGACUGACUCUGGGCUUUGCGCCUUAGUGAACAAUAAUUGUAUGGACUUACUUCCAUACGUUAAGAGAUGUAUGUAGAUAUGUAUCAUACAUUUGGUUUGUGUCGAAUGUCGUGGUCGCAACUGAAACUGAACAAGAAAAAAAAACAACACAAACAUACCUUCAUACACUCAUCUAUAACAAAUCGACAGACGGACGGAAGGACUGACUUAAAGACAAACUAACGUGCAAGCGGUGAGGCGGUCGAAUAAACGUUUGGUUCCUUGUGUAGUAUGUAUGUAGUUCUUGUUUGAUUUGAGAGGAGCGAGCAAGCAGUAAGCCUUCUACUCGAAUAAUUGUGGGCGCUGCUGUUGUUGAUUUUUUAAAGUUUAAAAUUCAAACAGAUACAACAUUAUUUGAACAAAAGACUUUGGAGGUGAUGAGGAUGAUGAUGAAAACGAAGCAGAAAAAGUAUAACGCAGCGCACUCGCAAAUUUAAGUGUGCUGUUAUUUAUGCCAGUUUUGGGUGUAGUGGAUACGAUACGAUAGGUAUGUAGACCAUAACACGACUCUUGAUCAAGCGACUCAACACAACACUACAAUUGUGAUUAUAAAUAGGCAAAUGCAAUAACAACAAGAAGAAAAAAAUAUAACUGCGAAUCAACGAAGCUAAUCAAAAACGAAAUACGGCUGUUUAAAUGCUGACCAGUGCUGACCAUACAGGCAGUCAAACGACCGACGAUUGACUGACUAACUAACUGGACGACUAAACCGAUCAACUGUUCAUCGCACCAUAAAAUCAUACACGUACACAUUCACAUUUGUACCAUCAGGCAAGCAACCAACAAACCAACUGACUGAUAGACUGAUUGUCUUAUUGACGUUUAUAGGUCUGACUUUCGGUCUGUCUGCUUAUGCCAUCAGACUGGCGCGUGUGUUCGUACGUUUGUUGCUUUGAUUGCUUGCUGGUUACUUUUCUUCUUAAGCUUUUUAUUUAUUAUUUGUUAAAUAUCUGUGUUUCCGAUUCGUUAUGGUUUAACUGCACAACAAACAACUAAAACUCUCGAGCACCACAUCACAUCGCCACCUAUAACGACGACAACCACCGAAAAAAAUUAAAUACUCGUUGUUUAGAUGCCAUCGUAGGUCGUCGUUGUCGUCGUCACCGACAACAGCCUCCUCACUCAUCGCUCGCCUCUUCGGAGGCAUCGCUGCCAACAACAACAAGAACUGUAACAGCAACAACAACAUCAUCGUCGUCGUCGUCAUCAUCAUCAUCAUCCGUGUAAAAACUAAAUAAAAAAGUGAGUGAUUGCGCCCGCCUAUUAUGCGAUUUUUGUUUCGGUUAAGUUGAGCUUCUUUUGCAAAUGCUUACUUUCGCGUAUAAAACAACAGCAACACCAACAACAGAGGCAGCAGCAUCGACGAUAACACCGAUGACGACGAGUGAUCACAUGUGGGGUUGGCAUGCUUUGGCCAUUGCCUAUUUGGUCAAAGUCAAGAUUGUCAUAGUGUCCUUUUUCGUAGGCAGUGCUAUUUAUUUGGGCCUACGCUAUCUGUGGCCCCACCAGAAAUGUCAACCUGAGAUCAUUCUCGAUCAUCCACCCCAUUCUUACUCCCAUCACGAUCACAUACCCUAUUCAUCGGAUCAUUCUGAGAUCAUAAGUUCACCCUGGAGCUCUAGUGGACCCAGCUCCCCCUCGUUUGAACCUUAUUCAGCCUAUUCGGGAUCUUUUGGCAGCCCGGAUAUCAUAACCGAUACAACAUCUCCGGAAAGCCAUACUUUUCGCAUUAAACGUAAUGUAGACAAUGAUGAAGAAGAAAAAGCCGAAGAAGAGGAAACAAACGAAGAAAUCAGACAAAUGGCCCCCAUCAAUGAGGAAAAAAUUGGCAACUUCAUGUUCAUGUUCUUGGGUCUGGAUUCCAAGGCCUGCCGGCGUCGUUUCAUUUGUGAAAUGGAAUUCCGCUCCAAACGCAAUCCCCUGACAGCCAUGGCCUUCCGGGUCAUAGGUCGCAGCUUCUUUGCCAAAUAUACCAAUGAAAAUAAUGAAAUGGGCCGAGCCCAUAACUACCACGAAUGUGCGGCGGUCAAUAGUGAGUGUGUUUUCAUUGAAAAUGAAGGCUCCGAAGAAAGUCAAGCCAAUGAACCCACCGAAGAAGUGACACAGAGCAACGAGGCUGAAGCGGAGACCAACAAUAGUGAGGAUAAUCUCAGUGUGAACUUACCCACAGAAGGUAGCAAUUCUGUGGAGAGUAACAACAUUGAGGAAAGACAAAAUUAUCGCAAUCUUCUGGCUGAGAGAAGAAAUGCCCAUUGGCUACAUAUGAGAGGAGAUCGAAAAUUAAAAUUUAACUAAUGGAGGAG
Molecule: messenger RNA, 2379 nt
Organism: Stomoxys calcitrans (stable fly)
Lineage: Eukaryota; Metazoa; Arthropoda; Insecta; Diptera; Muscidae
Exons: 6
Coding region: 1382-2371 (329 amino acids)
Source: RefSeq, a predicted model, not a curated record